CUCCUCCAAUCCCGACAAAGUACACCAUCGUCUUCUGCCUUGAUGUUCUCCAUUUUUCUCUCUCCUCUCCUAUCAUAUGCUCCUCUCUUCUCCUCCUCCGGCCAUCGUCCUCCCUGCAACGCACUAGAGGUCAACAAACCCAACCAAAACUCCAUAAAAUAGUGUGUAAUCUCCACAGGCACCUCUCUCUCUCUCUCUCCAAUUUUUUUUAUUUUUAUGCCGAACCCGAACCACGGUGUUUUCCCCUAGCACCUAGCCCUUGCCUGCUUGAUCUCACUCUCUGUCUCUCGCUCUAACGCCGCCGCCGCCGCCGGUGGUGCCGUGCCUCCUCCGCCCCACAUCAUCACACCAAAUCACCUCAGCAGCCCCACAAGAACAGUUCGUAGGUCGCCAAAUCCAUCCCUACCCAUCCUUCUCCUCCUCCUGCCUGAACAAAAAACGUCAUCUUGUGUAUAUAUAUACCAUGUCCUAAUCGGCCAUGGAUGUUACCGGAGAUGCCAGCGGAGGUCGCCUCCCCAACUUGCCCUUGCAGCUGUUGGGGAAAAAGGAGGAACAUCCUUGCUCCACGUCCCCGGCAGCUGGGACGGGCGCCGGCGCCGGGGCUAAUGGAUCGGCAGCGGCCGGAGAGUUGCAGGUGAGGAAGGUGGCGCCGCCGAAGCGCACGUCGACCAAGGACCGGCACACGAAGGUGGACGGGCGCGGGCGGCGCAUCCGGAUGCCGGCGAUUUGUGCGGCGCGGGUGUUCCAGCUGACGAGGGAGCUGGGGCACAAGACGGACGGGGAGACCAUCGAGUGGCUGCUGCAGCAGGCGGAGCCAGCGGUGAUCGCUGCCACGGGCACCGGAACCAUCCCGGCCAACUUCACCUCGCUCAACAUCUCCCUACGCUCCUCUGGAUCCUCCUUCUCCAUCCCAGCACACCACCACGCCACCGGCCUUCCUGGCCCACGCUUCGGCGGCGCGCGGGGCGAUGCGUGGGACCGCGUCGUCGGCCUCGGGUUUGGCGGCGCCGAGGACCCGGCAUCCACUACCUCGUCGUCGUCCCCACUGCUGCUGAGCUUCCACUCCGGCAGCGUCGGUCUUGACGUGUCACCGUCGUCGUCGUCUGCCGCCGCCAACACGGACCUGUCCAGGAAACGGCGGUGGGAGCAAGAAAUGGAGCAGCAGCAACAUCAACGGCAGCAAUACCAGCAGCAGAUGGCCGGGUACACACAAAGCCAAAUGCCGGGCACCGUGUGGGUGGUGCCUAGCAGCAACGCGGAGGCCAGAGCGGCAGCCGGCGGAGGCGGUGGCAGCGAGUCAACCUGGACGUUUCCGCAAGCAGGGAGCGGCGGCGGCCCGGCAACCGUAUACCGCGGCGUGCCGAGCGGGCUACAUUUCAUGAACUUCUCCGCGCCGAUGGCGCUGAUCCCCGGCGGGCAGCAGCUGGGGCUGGGCGCCGUGGGCGGCAACGACAAUGGCGGCACCAGCGCCGGAGGAGAGGGGCACAUGGGGAUCCUCGCAGCGCUCAAUGCGUACCGGGCUGCACAGGCGGCUUCGGACGCUGCCGCGGGUCAAAACGGAGCGGAAGGGUCUAGUCAGCGACAGCACCAGCAGCACGGCGGCGGCGAGCGGCAGGAGAGCAUGAGCGCCAGCGACUCGUAGGGCUUCGCGGGGGUGUGCACUAGUCUUCUGCAGCGUCUCUCUUCUUUUUCAAUUUGUUCUUCUUGACUUUUUGUUCGUGUUUUUUUCCCCCUUUUGGUUUGCAUUGUUAUGGCUCGAGUUACUUCUUCAAAGUCGUGCAAGGAUCAUAUAGUAGCAUUCCAUGGCAUCUGGAGGUUUAACCAGUUUCCUUACUGUUCCUCCCACUAGGGAUCACAACAAGAGAAGAUGAUCGGGGGGCCAGGUGAAACGUUUGUUAGGGUUUGGAUGACAUGCCUACAUGACUCGAGGAGAUCGAAGAGAUAUUGGCAAUUCGG
Messenger RNA from Phragmites australis (common reed), 1956 nucleotides. RefSeq names its product transcription factor TCP15-like. NCBI's taxonomy places the organism in Eukaryota, Viridiplantae, Streptophyta, Magnoliopsida, Poales, Poaceae. The transcript has a single exon. Bases 479 to 1642 code for a protein of 387 amino acids. Gene Ontology annotation, cellular component: nucleus. The record is from RefSeq and is a predicted model, not a curated record. Gene Ontology annotation, molecular function: DNA-binding transcription factor activity; sequence-specific DNA binding.